CAAAGCGAUCGCACGACGCCACCCGCAAACAGAAACGGAUCGUGUGCGUAACAGCAUCCAUACAAGACUUGACUUGGAAAACCGGAGCGAGAGAAGAUACCUACGAGGACUGGACUCCACCCUAGUCACAGAUCGUAAUGAUGGAGGAGCCACCGGUGCCCUUUGCUCACGCGGCGGCUCCGAUCGGCGAAGGCACUCCGGCCACGAUUGGGACCGCAUCAGAAACAGCAAGGCGUGUGGGGCGAUCCCGCGAUCGCGGCAAGCGCCGGAGGAUCGCCGAGGAGAGCGGCGGCUGGGCGUCCCUCCCCGGCGACUUGGUCCGCCUUGUCGCCGAGCGGGUGCGGCUCGACGGGGACGUGAUCGACUACAUCUCCCUCCGCGCGGCCUGCUCCGGCUGGCGUUCCAGCACGGACUUCCCGCGCAGCCCGCAGGAGCAGUACCAUUACUUCCGCCCUGGCGGCUGGGUCGCGCUCUGCGACGGCGACCAGACGCGCCCGGACGACGCGCUCCAGAUCGCCUUCUUCAAGCUCAGCACGGGACGGCGCCUCCGCGUCCGCUUCCCGACGAAACUCAGGGGCUACAGGAUAGUCUCCUUCAGCGGCGGCCUCCUCGUCCUGGUCCACAAGCGCUUCUCCAUUGUUCGCUUGCUCCACCCCUUCACCCGGAGCUACCUGGAUCUCCCGUCCAUUGCCCCGACCUUUCGCAUCGUCGUAGGCGUGAAAGACAAAAAAGAGUGUUUCCUCCGCAUGAACGCCGCCAUCUGCACGACGAGCGGCGCGACCCCCGACGCCUCUGUCGACGUUGUGGCCUGGUUCCCGGGGGAAAAGGCGAUGCUCUGGGCCAAGCCCGGCGAUGCCACCUGGAACGCCAUCUACCUCGACGUCGAGCUCCAGAGCGUCCUCGCCUACCGUGGCCGCCUCUACGCCACCGCUCGGGACUCGGCAAGCAUCCUUCAGGUCUACCCUCAGAGCAAUAUCUUUGCGGUGGACACUCCUAUCCCCGACGAGCUUGGCCCUCCGUCGUUAUGCCGCUCCUUCCUCGUCGAAUCCAACGACCACAUGCUGCUCGCUGUUCGCCACCGCGUGGCGCUCCCCAACACACACACCGCCGUCAAGAUCUUCGACGUGGAUCUCGACCGCCGGCAGCUGACCCCGGUGAGCGACAUUGGCGAUCGCGCGCUGUUCCUCGGCAAGGACAAAUGCCUGUCCGUCUCGGCCAAACACCUGCCGUCCAUCAGAGGAAACUCUGUUUAUACAUCUGAAGGUUGUGUCGAGUUAUACUCUCUCAGCAGUGACUGCCCCGAGAGCUAUUAUUUGUAUUCGAAGACGUUGUGGCACACGCGGCCCUUCACCAUUGCGGACCAUCUCAUCACGUACUGCAACCAUCUCGAGUGGGCGAGAGGGCUCAUGUUUCAUGAGUAUCCGUGUGAAGUAUAUAUUUCCAAGGAACUAAAGGAGAAACUCAAGAAGCAAGAUUCACAGCUGCGUAUUCCAACUCCCAAGAAGACAAGCAACCCAUCUGCAAAUUUAUCUAUAAUAUGAUUCAAAUACAAUGCAAGAAGUGAGGCCAAACUAAGGGUACUUUUAUACAUCUACAACUAGUAUGAAGCAAUGACUAUGUCCUAGUUAUACUAACCAUUGGUUGUCUUGGGUCAAUCAUUAAUUGUCCAUUGUUCUAACGAGCAUUGUAGCCACUACUGAUGAGCAAAUUAUGAGCUAAUUGAUGCGUUUUGCGGGCGAAGCGGGAUGCCGCUUGCAUGCACCCCUACCAGCCACGAAGGCGCUAGUAGCGGCGCCUGCCUGCCCAAUGUCCAAGGGCAACUCCAACGCACUGGCGCAAACAGGAUUUGAUCUACUUUUUAUUCAUUU
Triticum aestivum (bread wheat) is the source of this 1868-nucleotide messenger RNA. RefSeq lists its product as uncharacterized. NCBI's taxonomy places the organism in Eukaryota, Viridiplantae, Streptophyta, Magnoliopsida, Poales, Poaceae. Bases 138 to 1541 code for a protein of 467 amino acids. The record is from RefSeq and is a predicted model, not a curated record. The transcript is spliced from 2 exons.